AGAUUUUUCUCGAUAUUGGAUGUUAUUAAGUUAUGAAGAUUGGGAAGAAGAAAACAGUCACUGGCUGAGGUCCGACAGCUGCUCAACUGUUCGGAGGCUGACGGCAGUCUGUUAUAAGAAGAAAAUGCACUGAUGACUGGAUCCCGCAACAAACCCUGUCGAAUGAUGGUCGGCGAAAUCGUCAUAGUGCGGCAUCCUGUUUCUGUGUGUGUACCUGUGAACCAUAAAGUGACCCUGAGUGUCCGUGUUGAGGGCACAGAUAACCCCCACUACCAGUGGUUCACUGAAGAAAAUGAGGUGCCUGGAGCCACUGAGGCAGACUUGGCCAUCAAAGCUACAAAAACUCAGCUCUUCGUGUGCCGAGUGAAUGACCUUAUUUGUAACUGCGUGUUCAGCGACUGGGUGAAAGUGAAGGUGGUGGACAUUGAUAAAUCAGGAUUGCCAGUACAUUGGCAGGGUGAGCCACACAUCGCUGUCAACCCGAAACCCCAGACGGUCCGAGAGGGUACCAAACUCACUCUCCGCUGCACUGCCUUUGGCAUGCCGACUCCACAUUAUCAAUGGUACAGAAAUGGACAGCCGCUGCUUGACAAAACUAGUGGUACGCUGCAGAUUGAGCGUGCAACAGCCGAGCAUGGAGGGACAUACCUGUGCUCCGCAUCUAAUGUGCUACAAGAGACAUGGACAGAACCUGUCGAUGUUGACAUUGUGCAAACUGAUCAGCUUCCUCCUGCAGUGCCCACAGCCACAGAUAAAGUUGCCCUUCUCAUUGGCAACCUGAAUUACUCCCACCACCCUGACUUAAUGGCCCCCAUUAUGGAUGUACACGAGCUGGCCAACCUCCUGCAGCAGCUUGGCUUCAGAGUUGUUUCCCUGCUGGACCUCACCAGGGAGGAGAUGCUGGCUGCUAUUGACAAAUUUAUUCAGCUCCUUGACAGAGGAGUUUAUGGUCUUUUCUACUAUGCGGGUCAUGGAUAUGAGCGUGCUGGGAGGAAUUACCUGGUAGCUGUUGAUGCUCCACAACCGUAUCGGACUGAGAACUGUGUCUGUGUGCAGAGAGUCAUGCUCAGCAUGCAGCAAAGACGGACAGCACUGAGUGUGAUCCUUCUGGAUACCUGCAGGAAAUGGUACAACCAGGACAGCUUACCUUCAGGCAUCAUGCCACUGGGACCCAGUGGGAACACUGUCUAUGGUUAUGCCACAUGUGAAGAUGCUGAGGCAUUUGAGGUCCAGGACGGGGGUAAAAGCACUGGAAUCUUCACUAAGUACUUGAACGCGCACAUCCUACAGACCGACAAAGUCACACACGUCUUGGAGCAGGUGUCUGAGGAUCUAGGCAGAGACCCUCUGGUCACAGGCAAGCAGCAGGUGGAGAUCAAACACACCCUUAAGGAACCGCGAUCCCUUGCAGACCCAGUUCGGACCACCGGCCACACAAGGGAGCUUCACUUUCGAGAUGCCUGCUGGAGACAAGCAAAUGAACUACCACGGAAGAAGCGGCUGAUGUUUAUUUGCGGAGUAGAAGUGGAAGUCAGCUUCUCAGCUUUGUUCUCAAAUGUCAUGGUGGCUUUUGCCACCAUCAAGACUACAAGCCCCAGAACCCAGGACUGCACCGUCACUCUGAGCAGCACACCUCCAAUGGAAGACAUAUUUUCCGGCCCUGGCAGGUCAGAGGAUAUGGACUCACUACUAUUCAAGACUUCAGAAAACCCAGACUGUAGUCUGCGACUUUGUGGUCUUCAAAAGCUUACGGAAUCGCUUGUCAUCAAAGUGGAUCUACACUAUACUCACACGGACAGUCGGCUGCGCCAGACAGAAAGCCAACAGGUGGACAUUGGAAAACCUCUGGUCGCGUCCUGUAAAUUGCACAAGAGGAAUCAUGCAACAACAGCCAAGAAAAAAGAAGGUGCUUCAGCUCAAACUAUGGGUGACAUACCAAGCAGCAAACCACAGCUGCGUCAGACUCAGGCAGGUCCAUGUCGCCCUUUCACCAGAAAGGCCGAGUGUGCUGCUAAAGUUGCAGUUGCAAGGAGCAACGAACCUGAAGAGAACGAUGAAAAUGAACUGUACAAUACUUGUAUGAAAAUGUGAUGCUUUUUACUGAUAAGAGUAGGAAUUUUCAGUUGCCGAUCAUGCAUCUUACUUGUCUGUGGUUGAUUGAUGAUAAAUGAGAGAGUGAAUGAGUGACUGAGGUUUGUGUUUGGGUAGUGUUUUCAGCCUUCAAUUCUUCUCAACACUGAAGAAACAUUAACACUUACUUUUGCUAACUACUGAUUUCAUCACAACUUGUAUAUUACCUUUUUUUCCACUUUAUAAUCAAUGGCAAGCUGGCUAGCCGUAUUUAUCAACUAAAGACCAUUACUGUUAUUAAUUUAUCUAAUAAAGACAACUACUUUCAUCACUA
Plectropomus leopardus (leopard coralgrouper) is the source of this 2404-nucleotide messenger RNA. The record is from RefSeq and is a predicted model, not a curated record. NCBI's taxonomy places the organism in Eukaryota, Metazoa, Chordata, Actinopteri, Perciformes, Serranidae.